UCUCGCCUGGCUGGCUGGCGAGCGUGGCCGCACUUUUUGCGCAGGAGCUUCUGCGCUGCGUUCUCCAGGCAGUGUCGGGUCGCCCCAGCAGGAGGCCGGCAGUCGGUGGCAAUGUCGGCGCUGGAGUGGUUCGCCCACAAGUCCCUGGGCGGCGGCAUCUACUGGAUCCAGGAGCGCUUCUACGAGUCGGGCAACCGGGCCAACAUCUGGCUAGUGCGCGGCUCGCAGCGGGACGUGGUGAUCGACACCGGGCUCGGGCUGCGCAGCCUUCCCGACUACUUGUACCUGGCCGGGCUUCUGGGUCCCGAGAUGGCGGGCGAGGAGGAGGAGGAGGAGAAGGCGCCUCCGGGGGGCGGCGGGCGGCGGCGGCCGUUGCUGGCCGUGGCCACCCAUGUGCACUUCGACCACUCUGGCGGGCUGCAUCAGUUCGAGGAGGUGGCCGUGCACAGCGCCGAGGCCCCCGCCCUGCGCCGCGGGGACAACUACGAGACGGUCACUUGGCUCUCGGACAGCGAGGUGGUGCGGCAGCCCAGCCCCGGCUGGAGCGCCAGGCAGUUUCGAGUGCGGCCCGUCCAACCCACGCAUGUCCUGCAGGAGGGGGACGUGAUCAGCCUUGGUGACAGACAGCUUACUGUCAUGCAUAUGCCUGGCCAUUCAAGAGGAAGCAUUUGUUUGCAUGACAGGGAACGGAAGAUACUGUUCAGUGGGGAUGUUGUGUAUGACGGUUCCAUGAUUGACUGGCUUCCCUACAGCAGGAUAAGUGAUUAUGUUGGAACCUGCCAGAGGCUGAUAGAAUUAGUGAAUAGGGGUCUUGUGGAGAAAGUCCUUCCGGGACAUUUUAACACCUUUGGAGCUGAGCGGCUUUAUCGUUUGGCUUCCAACUACAUUUCUAAUGCUGGGGUUUGUCACAAAGUCUCUACCUGUGCAAUGAGAUCUCUCGCCAGUCUAGCACUUCGUGCAACAAAUUCUAGAACCACUUCAUAGUAUAGUAUGCACAACAUGUAUUAUUGUAAAAACCCAAUGGCUUAUGUAUUUUAUUUUGCCAAUGCAAAGAUAACCUUUAAAGGAAAAGCAGGCUGAUGAGCCAUUAAAGAUACUUAUUUUUACCUACUUCCUUUCUAUUUAAAAAACAGUAAAAGCUAGUAGCUGUGCCAUAGCUACUGAUUUUCCUUCUAUUUUUUCAAGGCAGGUUUGCACAUAAGUUGAAUGCUAUUUGACAGAUAUGCUACACAUGUUUUGUAUUUUACAGAAUUUUGAAUCAUAUAAUAUGCUCAAUGGAGAAGUUUUACAUUAAUAUCCAAUUUUUCAACGUCUUACAUUAGGGGUUUAUGUUUAAAGUAUAUUUAUAAUGGCUGAAAUUUCUUAUAAGCAGUAUAUUGGGGUGGGGGGAGUUAUAACAUUCCACUGUCUCUUUAAAUGCACAGUUAAGUACCCAAAAUUUUAAUUUUUAUUGUAAGAAGUGAAUGUAACAUAAAGUGAUUACCAAAUGUUGUUAGAAAGCACUAAUAUGUAUUAUUACACUUGUUUGGGGCGAAAAGUAUGUUGCAUUUGAUUAUUGUUUCUAAAACAAAUGAAAUGUCUGUGAAUAUUUGGAAUAUAUUGCUUGCUUUUUAAAUGUGACUUUUAAAAAAGAAACUAAAGAUAUGAGUGCAUAAUUGUUAAAAGUUCAGUCGUAACAGUUUGAUAUAUGAUAUAGAAACCAACCUUUGAAAGUCUUUUUGUUAUUGUGGUUUAACAGCUGCAGAACCACGUUAGUAGUUGUGGGUCAUAACUUGUUUUCAGGAUCAUUGUGGUACUAUAGUGGGUUUCAGGAGCAAGAGAGCACAUUUUGUGGAAAAGGCUGCAGCUGUCAAGCAUCAUGGCUAUAGUCAGCUUUACACCACAGGAUUUGUGAUUUCAGGUAUAUAAGUGGUUUUGAACCUUGUUCUUGCCCGCUGAGAUAUGCUCUUUUUCUCUGCUUGUUUCUCCUAUCUUCUUCUACUUUGCAUAUAUUUUGCUUUCAAGCUACUUAACAAAAAUCUGUGUGUGCACAUGUAUUUUCCCUCAGUGCAAAAUCCUAUGUAAUAAUCCCUUUCGAGUUUACCAGUUUCUUGUGUGAAGAUGGAGUUUGUUUCGUGAAGCCAAAACUUAAAUCGUCUGUUUGGUUCUAGAUUUUAGGUUCUCUGUUCAUUUCUUGUAAGAACAGUAAAUAGCUUCAGGAUUGUGGCCACUGCCAAAACCUAUUUUUGAGCCUUCUAUCACUUGAUUGUAUAAUCUCUCGAAAUCAAAGAGCUCUGCACAUACAGAUUUUGACCACUGUGUAUUCAGCACUUUAGCCCUAAGGAGUCUUAAGGAUGGAUGGAUGUAUUCAGUUCCUUAAAUGUUAUCUGUGCCUAGUUCCUGUUUUAGACAGGAGCAAAACAGUAUAAGCAGGAAGAUCAGAUUUGCAAAUGAGAGAAUCCUUUAUAAUACGUGUACCAAACUAACGGGGAAAUUGCUCUUAGCUUGGGAUUGCUCUUAGCUUCAGAAGGAUUGUUGUAAUGAGAACCACUAAAAUGGGAUCCUUCAAUGCUUGGGAAAAAGUUACUGACCACAUUUGGCUUGAAAAGGGAUUGUUACUUACAAAACAUUAGUAUGAAAGUUAAAAGUUCAACUAAUUCUGAGGGCCGAUGUAGGCAUAAAAGAAGGGAUUCUCAUAACUGGAGUCAGCUAUACUAUUGCAUGCUCCUUUCCCCCCCUCUCCUGGAGUGAAUUACUGUGUCCUGCCUUAGCUGUGGUUGUGUAUUAAGAGCAAUAUUAACCAUAGUUAAGGCUAACUUUCAUUCCUGCUUCAUGGAUAUUUAUAACCAGCUUGGAAGUGGCUCUUUGAGAAAUGUUAGUGCCUUGUUUCUUUUCUUGACUGAAUAUUAGAGUGACUUUGCUAUUCUGGAAUAUUGCUAAGGUACUAAUGAAAAUUUUGCCUUUGAAGUAAAGAAAGCUCCCCCUUUUGAGCUCCUCUGGCCAAUGUUUUGAAAAUUCUUUAAUGAACUCCUUCCCCUUAGUAACUUUUAAUAGAUCACUCGUUGGAAGAAGCAGCAUGUCUACCAAAAAUUGGGUUUCAUUGUAAAAACUGAUUUGAGUUACUGCUAUUGAGACAGUUCUCUUGACUUCUUGAGUCAGCAGUUACCUACAAAAACACUAUAGAAUCCUGUGGAUUUUUUUCUAUGGACAGAAGGAUUUCUGCUCACGGAGCACAACUUUCACCUCCCCUUCCUGUGGUUGCCUAACCCCCGCCCCCAGUCUUGUUCCUGGGGUUCCAAGGUAAGAAAGUUAUGCUUUGUGACCUGAAAUCUUUCCACGUGAAGAAAUCCUCCAGGAAAAUCUAAGCCUAUGAUUUUAAAUCGAGGACUUGUACUCUAUUAAUAUUAAAUUCAUGCUUGCAAAGCCAGAUGAUCUACUGAAAUAAAUUUUAAUUUAGAAGUGAGUCAUGUUUGAUUUUUGGAUUAGUGCUGGUUAGUAAAGUACAGUUUCAGAGUUCCAGGAGGAUAUAAUUUUGUUUUUAUUUUUAUAUUAAAGCAAGUGUUCACUUUCUAAACGAUUUUUAUUUUUUUAACUUAAUCACUACUUACUGUGUUUGGAAUUUGAAGCAUAUCUGUUCACUUAAAAUAUUGCAGAAUAUAAGGCAUUUACUGUUGCUUUAUUUGUAAAAGGUCUAGAAGCCUCUUACCUAUUCAUGGUUGGGGUUGCUUUUAACAGCUGAAAAUUGAACCUAAAUUAAUAUUGAACCUAAAUUAAUCCUAUUAUUGAUUCAACUUUUUUUUUAGUUUAACUGGGCUAUGGAUUAAGUGUGUUAAAAGAGGCUUAAAGACCUUUUUAAAAUUAUAAAAUGUUAUACUGUCCAAAUUUUACUAAUGGUAUUCCACUGUUUCAAGGAAAACUGUAUUAUUUUAUCAUGAUAUUGAUAAUAAAAGGAAUUAUAACAGAAAAUGCACUUAUAGUAAUAGUUUCCAUGUUAUAUUUGACCCAACCCAAUGUUUGUGCAUUUUGAGAAACAGGAGCCACUGCAGCAUUUCACAUUAUCCAUGAACAUCUCUUUCCAAAGGCCAUCUGGAGGUCUUCCAGUUUCCUUUAGUUAGUUUUUGGUUUAAUUUAAUUUGUUUUAAUUUAAAUAAUAUUGACAGUGCCCCCACCCCAUAUUUUAAAAAAGCAGAAAAUGCUGUGUUUAGGACAAAAUGUAGAAGAUUUUUGGAAGCCAUGAUGGUAACUAUAACAUGGAAAUAGGGUUGCCAGCUCCAGCUUUGGAGAUUCCUGGAGAUCUGGGGAGUGAAACCUGGAGAAAGUGGGGUUUGGGGAGGAAAAGGACCUUGGCAUGGCAUAAUUCCAUAGAGUUCACCCCCCAAAGUAGCCAUUUUCUCCAGGUUAACUGAUCGCUGUGGCCUGGAGACAAGUUGUAAUUCUGGGAGAUCUCCAGCCAGUACCUGGAGGCUGGCAACCCUACAUGGAAACAUACACAUGUUCAAACUAUUCACUUCACUCCCACAAACAAUUCAAAAUUGAUUUGGUGGGGAGAGGUGGCAUUUUUCCAAAGUUCAGUAAGUUACACUUGAUCUUCUUUGAAUGUUGCAGUGAUUAACUGCUGGCUUCUCAAAUAAAGAUUGCCAUUUUUCCUUGUUUCCAAAAGGCAUCGGUCAGUGCUCUUUGAAACCUCAGCAUCUCUAAUAUAGUUUUGUCUACAAUAACUUCUGUACAAACUACAGGCCUUUCACUGUUCUUCUCCUUCCAGUUUUGUUAUGACAUCUAGGCAAAUGAGUUCUGGAAAGCUUGAAAGCUUGUCUAAGGGUUUGUGAUGAAUCCUAAUAAAAUGUAUUCGUGGCUGAUGUGUUCAGAUUUUUCUGUGCACCAACACAGUUACCUGCCACAUAUAUCUGAUGACUUAGGUAACAGUAAUCCCUUUGUCUAAAAACGUUAGUCCUGGAGCUAGUAUGAAACUAGUUUUCCACUUCCACAUAAAAAUGUAACAACUGUACAAAAAAAGUUGGAUGAACAGAAUGUUGAUGCAUUAAUGUUUAUUGGUCUGUUCCACAUGUAUUGGCAACUUUGAUGCCAUCUACUGGUUUACUUUUUUAUAUACAGUUUUAAAGCCAGCUGUCGUAUUUCUGUAGUUAAUUUUCAAGUGUUGUCAUGUUGAUAAAACUAAAUAUGCACUCUAAGGCAAGUCAAUAAGAAAAUGUGUAGGAUUUUCAAUGAUUUUGCUAUUACUGUCUAAGGAUUGUUCCAGUAGGCAGCCUAACAACAAUAGUGAGAGCAAAAAUUCUAGCAUAGGCGCUGCCUGAUCGUU
Molecule: messenger RNA, 5296 nt
Organism: Eublepharis macularius
Lineage: Eukaryota; Metazoa; Chordata; Lepidosauria; Squamata; Eublepharidae
Gene: MBLAC2
Product: metallo-beta-lactamase domain containing 2
Exons: 2
Coding region: 112-984 (290 amino acids)
Source: RefSeq, a predicted model, not a curated record